AGGUCGCUGGCUGGGGAGUGUUUAAUAAGGGGGCACCAUAAAUGCCAACGUUCUGUUAGCAGCGUUGCUAAUGCUAAACGUCAACUACAUUACAUACGUGUAGCUUCAAGCUAAGAGCUAGCCGAUGAUGCUAACCACCAACGUCAGCUAAAUUGAACGUGUACCACGCCUGUAGACAAACAUUCACAUUUAAGCAUAAACUCUCCUGAUAUGAACUGUUUCCAGUUUAGCAAAAGUGCUUAUUUUAAGUUAACGGGCGUAAAACAUUCUUGUGAUAAACAACAUUGAUGUGGGUGUGGGUGGGCCCGCAUGUUGCAUAACGGACUGUAAUGGGGGAGCUUUGGCUAACGUUAGCCAGCUAGCUUUUGCAGUCUGAUUAAAAAAUAUAAUGCAACUCUGUGUGGUCUAAUUUAAAUGUUAUUGCGAUCACAUAUUACAAACGCAAAAUUGCAUUGCGUGUGUUGCCAUGUUGUCGGGGUAACAGUACAAAAAAGGCUGUUUUAGUCUGCUAGCUAAAGUUAGCCGCUAGCUAGCUUGCUGUAAGAAGGGGCGUCACACAAACCGUGGCCAGACUGCUAUUAGUUUAGCCAGCUAAAUUGGAGUUAGCACCUUCCCCCCCCCCCUGUGCACGCAGCAGACCCUGAGAUAUGUCCACCUGUCGGGAGUUUUAAGAGUCCCUGCUGAUGUUUUUGCUCGCUGCAAGCUGAACUCGUAGCUCUGGAAAAGGCGUAGUUCCCUGUUUCUGUUGCAUGUGGUAACUUCUUGUUGUCAUCGCUGAACAGUGACCGUGUCCCUACGCCGGAGCUCUGCCGACAGACGACGAUGAAGAGAAUCAGGCACCCCAGCAGCAGUGAUGACUCCGACAAUGGAAGAAGGAAACCAAGUCAGAGAAAAGGAAAGCAGGGCAGCAGAUGGACAAAGAUUGAGGAAAAGAGAAAGAAGUUCUACAGUCUGAGAGACAGGAGACAGAGUAGGGACACUUGGACCUUUAAAGACAUCCCGGCAGGUCAGACGGACAAACUCAAAUCUGACCUCAGUGAACAACUCCAUCAACAAUAUUUAGCGUUUGUUUUAUCCGCCACAAAAUCUGAGAUGGGUGGGGUUUUACCACGUCGUAUAACAUGCCGGGGUAAUUCUACCUGCUGGUCGCAGCAUUCAUCACAGCCCAGGAGGGGGGCCGGGCAGAAAGCCUCCGAGGUUUUCAGGACCGACCUGAUCACCGCCAUGAAGGUGCACGACUCGAACCAGCUCAGCACCGAGGACUACUACGUCCUCGUCGACCCGUGGAGGCAGGAGUGGGAGAAGGGCGUCCAGGUUCCCGUCAGCCCCCAGUCCAUCCCGCAGCCCGUCGCCAGGGUGAUGGCCGAGAAAGGGAAGGAGGUCAUGUUCGUCAGGCCGAAGAAGUUGAUCCGGACGUCGGGCACCGAGGUGCUGGGCUACGUGGACAUCCGGACGCUGGCGGAGGGGAUGUGCCGCUACGACCUGAACGAGGAGGACGUGACCUGGCUGCAGACCACCAACCAGGAGUUUGCAGAGAUGGCCAUGCCGCCGCUGGACGAGAUCACCAUGGAGCGGGUGAUGGAGGAGUUUGAGCGCUGCUGCCACGAAAACAUGACUCACGCCACGGAGACGGAGGAGGGGUUGGGCAUCGAGUACGACGAGGACGUGGUGUGUGACGUGUGCCAGUCGCCUGACGGGGAGGACAACAACGAGAUGGUGUUCUGCGACAAGUGCAACAUCUGCGUUCACCAGGCGUGUUACGGCAUCCAGAAAGUCCCGAAGGGCAGCUGGCUGUGCCGGAUCUGCGCCCUCGGCAUCCUGCCAAAGUGCCAGCUGUGCCCCAAGAAGGGGGGAGCCAUGAAGCCGACCCGAAGCGGAACCAAAUGGGUCCACGUCAGCUGUGCCUUGUGGAUUCCAGAGGUGAGCAUCGGGAAUCCAGAGAAGAUGGAGCCGAUCACCAACGUGUCCCACAUUCCCAGCAACAGAUGGGCUCUGAUCUGCUGCCUGUGCAAAGAGAAGUCCGGAGCGUGUAUACAGUGCUCAGCGAAGAACUGCCGGACUGCCUUCCACGUGACGUGCGGCCUCCACGCCAGCCUUGAAAUGAACACCAUCCUCACGGAGGACGACGAGGUCAAGUUCAAGUCCUACUGCCCCAAACACUCCGGGCUUGAGGGCGACGAGUCCAGAGACAGAGACUCGGGAGGCGAGGAGGAGAAGGAGAGCGCCAGAGACAAGAAGGGCAAGAGGAGAGGCCGGGUGAGAGGGGACGAAGACGCCGCCUCCUCCUCUUCGUCUUCCUACGUGGCCCCUAAGCUCAUCCACAGAGCGCCCAGCGAUCUGGAGGUGUUCACCAGCCGGCAGCAGGAGAAGAGAGUCAGCCUCCGCAAGCUGAAGCUGCAGGAGAUGGAGGAAGAGUUCUACCAGUUUGUGGAGGUGGAGGAGGUGGCCGGUCACAUGAAGCUGCUGCCGGAGGUGGUGGACUUCCUGUACCAGUACUGGAAACUCAAACGCAAAGCCAACUUCAACCAGCCACUCCUCACGCCCAAGAAGGACGAGGAGGAGAGCCUGGCACGCCGCGAGCACGAGGUGCUGCUGCGACGCCUGCAGCUCUUCACACACCUGCGUCAGGACCUGGAGAGGGUCCGUAACUUGACCUACAUGGUGACUCGGAGGGAGAAGAUGAAGCGCUCGCUGUGGAGAGUCCAGGAGCAGAUCUUCCAGCACCAAGUCCGACUGCUCGACCACGAGCUGCUCACAGGCGAUCCUUCAGAGAAGGAUCUGGAGAAGCUCUUCUCUCUGGGCUGGUUAUCCUCUCAGGGCUCUGAGUCUGGAUCCUCUUGGAGCCACUCUGGACUGAAAACCAAACGAGGCUCUUUAAAGCAGGAAAAAAGGAAAAGCGGCGACAGAAAGGGCCUCGCUGACUCCACGCACUGUCACAAGAAGGACAAUCUGAGCAAACCGCCGGAGGCGAGGGACAGUAAAGGCUCCCGAAUCAAAGAGUCUGAGCCUGCGGACACGAGUCAGGAGCUCCACAAGCCAGAAGUCUUUCAGGAAACGAUCACCGUCAAGCUGCACAAACCCGAGAGCAGGAGAGGCCCCAGGAGGGAGGCCCCGGGGCCCGAACACGAGACGCUGGCCAGACGGAAACGAGACACUGACCACGAACAAGAGGAGCGGAGGAGGAAGAGGAGGAGCGAUGUGAUGGACAGCUUCCCCAGCCAGGUGAAGAGCCGCUUCGGCGCAAAACACCUGGAGAAAACCGUGUCCAUCAGGCUGGUUGAUAUCAGGAACUCUGACAAUGACGACUACUUCAUGGACGACAGAAUGACCAAAAGGAGCUCCGUGUCUCUGGACGUGACGACCAACACUAAACUCAACAGAGCCAGCGACGUCUCAGACGCCGCCGCCCUCUCCAAAGCCAAAGGCUGGCUGAGGAAAGCUCAGGCGAACGGCUCGCACACAACCAGCAGACACGUGGGCGGACAUCUUAGAAGCUGGGGGAAGUUCAGGAUCCCGAAGAGGAGCGAGAAGCCUCUGACGGCGGCGUUGAAGGAGGACGAGGAGUUGGAAGAAGAGGAGAUUGAGGAGGAGCACUGCAAGCCACUGCUGACCAACACACCGGAGACAUCGUACCCCAGGACAAGACUCCGCUCGGUGGUGGAGAACGACGGCUACGCCUCUGACUCCAAACCGAGCGACGGCGAGAUGGAGCCCUGCUUGAAGCGAUGCCACUCCCACCAGCUGAGGGGCGAGUCGUCUCUCGGCCGGCGCUACGGGUCUGACAUCAUCCACCGAGGCGUGCUGGCCUCCUGAUGGCGGAGCGACACUUUGAAAAUAAGCUGCACUGUGUUCGUCGGAAGAGAACGGCGAUGCGUAUCUGUACAAGAUGCAUCGUCUCUUUGAACCUUUUAUUUUUCUCGAUGCAUCAUGAAAAUGCCAAGAUAAAAACAACAGAGCUGAUAUUUAUUUUUUAUUUGUAACAUAUGUAAAUCUGGGAAAUAUUUGACUUUAUUUUGAGCUAGUUUUGUUUCCUUAAAAGUAGAAAGAUGUCAAGUUGCCAGUUAAACGCUCGCUCAGAUAUUUACAAGCAUAAGCGUCAGCGAGGGAGAAGUUGAUUGGGACCAUAAGCUUGCGAUGUAAUUAGUUUUGUGUCAUAGUAUUAAACUUUCACUUAGUGGGAGGAGCUGACUGUCAGCGAAUAAGAUUCUUUAGAUCUUUUUUUAAUCAAGCUUCAUUGGACGUUAGCAGCUAUAAACAGGAAGUGAAACUGCCCUUUUUAUCGCUAUUUAAACUCCAGCUGUCAUCGUUUCUUCAGUUGCGAUUGUGGAACAUUAUGAACUGGGACACCACAACAAAAAAAGGAAUUUAAAUGACGUUUUACGCGUCAUCAUCAUCAUCAUCAUCACUUAAGUGUAAUUGAACUGCGAUCGUAUCGUAUCCAUCAUGUGCCUAACUUUUAUUUGAAGCGUUUGCACUACGAGAGCACGGCACAGGUGCGGGGUAUGAGUAGAGUUAUUUUUACACUGAAAGAUUUAAAAAGCGUUUUGUACCCUCGGCUGCUGCUGUACUACUGUUAUGCAAAAUGAAACCUGUUUGUCUUCGUCUUAAAGAGGAAUAAAAAAACUCUGCGGGACUCGA
Cottoperca gobio is the source of this 4638-nucleotide messenger RNA. It is a transcript of the gene jade1, whose product is annotated as jade family PHD finger 1. The transcript is spliced from 12 exons. Gene Ontology annotation, biological process: regulation of transcription by RNA polymerase II. Bases 823 to 3813 code for a protein of 996 amino acids. The record is from RefSeq and is a predicted model, not a curated record. Lineage: Eukaryota; Metazoa; Chordata; Actinopteri; Perciformes; Bovichtidae. Gene Ontology annotation, cellular component: histone acetyltransferase complex.